UCACGAAGAUCAACUGGGGGAAUCUAUCCCAUAUGGAGACGAAAGGUCAAAACUAUGAUGCUUUUGAACCAACAAUGAUGAGUGCCACUCACACUACUAAUGAGCAUACCACGUACACGAAGCCCAUGAAAGUUCCGUCACAUACAUCCGAAGGCAAUAAUGAGGGUGACCCUUCUCAAUCCAUCACUAAGGUGGAUCUCCUCAGUGGUGACCGUUUAGAUAAAGGAGAAAACAAUAUGUCUCAAGCCAGUGAAGGAGAAACGAUAGUGAGGACAGCUAUCGUGGAGCCUCUUGAUGUUCAUGAAACUAAGGUGGAAUCCUCACAACAAAUCACUGAGAAGGUAAAUUUUGAAAAUACUGAAGAGAAGAAGACAAAGAAGAGAAGAAAGAAAUCAGGAAGAUCAACCGUGGAGAAUCUACCCAGUGUAGAAGUGAGAGAUCCAAAGUCCAACACUAAUGAUACACUACUCAUUAGUGCGACCGUGGAUGAGACUGCUAAUGGGCAUAUUAGUUACAUGAAGCCCAUGGAAGCUCCAUCACACACAUCUGAAGGAAAUAAUGAGGGUGACCCUGCUCAAUCAAUUUUGAAUGUGGAUCUUCCUAUUGGUGACCAUAUAGCUAAAGGAGAAAACAACUUGUCUCCAACAAGGGGAGGAGGUACAAUGGUGAGGGCUGCUGCUGCAGAGCCUCUUGAUGUGCAUGGGACUAAGGCAGAAUCCUUAGAACGAAUCAUUGACAAAGAAAUGAUCAUUGAAAGCACUGAAGAGAAUACAAAUAAGAAAAGAAAAAAAUCACGAAGAUCAACUGUGGAGAAUAUACGCAGUGUAGAUAUGGAAGAUCCCGACUCUCAUGAUAAUGAUCCACUACCCAUUAGUGCAACUGUGAAUGAGACUGAUAAUGGACAUUCCAGUUACAUGAAGACUGCGAAAGCUUCAUCACAUACGCGUGAAGGAAAUAAUGAGGGCAACCCUCCUCGAUCGAUUAGGGAUGUGCUCCCUAGUGAUGACCAUCCGGACGAAGUGAACAAUCAUGUGAGGGCAGUGAAUGAAAGUGACAUAAUCAAUUUCAGUGAUUAUUUUGCACCAAGGCAACUCCAGCAAGAAGCCUUGGCUCCUGACAAUUCUGUUGUUGAUGGAGGGACAAAAGAAAAUAGAGCAGCUGGAAAGGUCAAAAGCAAAAGAAGAAAGAAAGCUGAUGCAACUGUUGAUGGCAGCUCGUCUGGGUUGCAGAGUUCACUUGUAUCAAAUGGUCAGCAAGAUGGACUAAAAUCUCCUACUGGUAACUCCUACUCCAUCCAAAUUCAAGAAUCACUAGCUAAUGACAAGAAUGAGCGAUCAGGUAGCUCCAAGAAGAAUCCUCCUGUAGGUCCUGGAAGUACAGACCUGACUUUGUUGUCUUCGAAAUCGGAUAAGUUUAAGAUUAGAGCUGAAGAAGUUCCAGGGGCCAAAGUCAUCGUUGUUACUCCGAAUCUAGAGAAAGACAGUGAAACGUCAGCUGCAUCAGGUUCUGACAUGAAAAGAACCAAGAAUGUUAAAGCGGGCAACAAGAGACGCUCAGGAGUUGACCGCUAUCGUCUGGCUUUUAGGAAAUCUUCUCACCAGCAUUCUGAGGAAGUUGUCGAUACAUCUGAACGGAAGAAAAGCUUGUUAGCAACAUCAGUCCCAAUUUUUGAGGAUGAAGGCAGUGGGAGUUCUGCAGAAGCUGAGGGAAUUGAGGAUUCCGAUGCUAGCACCAGGACACCAUCAGAUAAGUUGUUAUCUGACUACUCGGAUGGCGACAGUAAUGCAAAUCUGGACUCACCUUGGGAUGGGAACCUUCUAAGAAAAAAUGAUGUUGGGAGUGGCAUCAAGAAAUCACAGUCCUCAGACAGGAAGGAUCUAACCCUUGACAAGAUCCUCAGGAGUUCGAGCAGGUACAAGAAGGCCAAGCUAGCUGCUUCUCAAUCGCAGCUUGAAGACUCUGAAAGCCAACCACUUGAAUUCGUGCCUGAUAGUCAAGCCAAUUCAUAGGUGGCCCUGUGAAAUACAACAGGUAUAGAAGGCAGACCUCAAGGAGGUCGAUUUGGAGGUUGAGUCAUAUACAUCAUAGCCUCCUCAAAUUUUGACAUUUUUUGUUUUUUAUUGGGCCAGUUUUCACCCCCUAUUCUCUAUUUUCUGCUACGUCACAAUUAUCCCAAAAUUAGCUUAAAAUGCAUUUUGCUGGAAAAGAGAUACUCAUGUUCGACACUGCUCUGUCCUGAUGCCGACUCUUUUGGAGUCAUUGUGUCCGGUUCAGCCGGUUUUUGAAAUUUUCCUGCAGUGCAAUCACUGCCUAUAUGCCCUCCCCAUUUUCCGAAAGUCGGGGUGGAUGACUGAUUAAUUGAGUAUGAUGAAUUGGAAGUUGUAGCAUUAACACGCCGA
Eucalyptus grandis is the source of this 2399-nucleotide messenger RNA. RefSeq lists its product as uncharacterized. The transcript is spliced from 6 exons. Bases 33 to 2009 code for a protein of 658 amino acids. NCBI's taxonomy places the organism in Eukaryota, Viridiplantae, Streptophyta, Magnoliopsida, Myrtales, Myrtaceae. The record is from RefSeq and is a predicted model, not a curated record.